AAGGUAUUCUCUAAAUUAAAGAGUGGUAUCAAAGUGCAGUCUUUAUAAACUAAUCUUGUUGAUAAAGCUUAUCUGGUGGUAUUGUUGGCUGUUUAGGAAUGUAAUAUUCAUAUUUGAUGACAUUCUUUUAGAACGAACUAACAUUCCCCAUCAAGAGAAGAUCGAUUGAUUUGACAGUGCAGCGAGUGCCGAGUUGAUUGGUGGAGAUCACAAGUAUAAAUAAAUCAUAUAUGCGUAUUGGUUUGUGACUCCUAAAACUUGUGCAGUAAGCUAGGAGGUGUACAUCGAUAUAUAUGUCCAUGGACGUUUAUGUCUGUACCCCAGGAAAUAAGUGGAAUUAACGGGAAUGGCGACUGAAACGAAGAAACCCAUGAAAGGAAUUUUGAAGUCUUCUUCGAGCUUUGACCAUGAAAAACAGAAGGAGCAGAAGGACAAAGAGAUGAAAUGGGACGAAAUGAAUAUUUUAGCAACACACCAUCCAGCUGACAAAGACUAUGGUCACAUGAAAAUUGAUGAGCCCCCUACACCCUACAGCAAAUUAUCUGAUGUUGAAGACGACGAAGAUGACGAGGGGAAUAAGACUGGUGAAAGAUCUGGGAAUAUGGGUGAUAUCAUGCCCGAAGAUAUAGCGAACAGGCUUGCGGAGACACAGCGACCACGAGCGACAUCUUUCAGUGAGGAGGAUGAAUCCUCUGAGGAUGAGGAGGAGACUGAGGAAGAUCAAGCAAAAAGAAAACACUUUGAGCAGAAAAGGAAACUACACUAUAAUGAAUUUCAAGCUGUUAAACUCGCCAAACAGUUAAUGGAGGAAGAGGAGGAGGAGGAAGAAGAAGAGGAAAAUAACAAAGAACCCACCAAAAGUGAAGUCACCCAACCAAUGGAAGAAAAUAGUAUAGGGGGAUCCAGCUAAUUCAGAACCUAGGGCUCCAAACUUUUAUAACUCAGUUAUUAGUGUGACUUAUAAUAUAGCCAAGGGUUUGAUAAUUUUUAUGAAAAUCAGCUUCUCUAUAGAUUUACUUCAAAUGGCAAGGUUUGUUGUAGUGUGCAAUUAUGGUAGUUAUUUUACUGGGAGAAUGUUUUGAACAUCUACAUUUCAGUGCAGAAUUCAUUUGAAAUAUGUAGUUGAUUAAUAAGGAAUUAAAGUCAAUCAGCAUAUGAAUGAUGAUUUUUUUCCCCAGCAAAACAUUAAUCAUACUUUGAAGUCUAGGUGAAAGUAUUUUUCGUCUUUGCUGCUUCCCUGUUUAGUUCAUCAUGCAUAUAUCCAUGAUGACAUUUAAAAAUCCAUCUGCAGUAGAUUUCCUGCCAAAAAUUUUAAUUUGUCAAGAAAUUUGUUUGAACAAAAUCCGUAUUGAAACGUCGACAGGACAUUGCAGUAGUUCUGAGUAGUUUCCAUGUUAUCAUGCAUUAAUGCACAGACUCAUUACUGUAAUGAACCAUUUGUAAUCUAGUGUUAAAUGUCUAGAAAUGUGACAACAUAGCUUAGUGUUAGAUGGAAUAAAAAUUUAGAAUGUCAAAAUACAUGUAUUCCAAUUAGUAUAGAGCUGAUUAUUUAUUGAGGAUUUUUGGAAAAAAGACAUUAGACAUUUAUUAUGUAGUCAUAUGUAGAGGAACAAACUAUUUCUGUGGCCAUUUUCACUGGCAAGUGCAAAUAAUGUCCCAUUUUGUGUCUUCAGUCCCAUGUUUUUAUUCAUCUUCCAUUCCAUUAAAUGUGGCUGUUACUUUGUUAUGAGAAUUUCUAGAGAACACUGUUGUCUUUAAUUUCAGUAUUUUAUGAAUAGAAACAAUGUACAUCUACAUAUCUUGGCAGAAUCAGAGAUAUCUUAUAGAUAUUUUUUUUUUGGUUGAUUUCUAUUUUUUUUUUUGGAAAAAUUGAAAUAAGUUGCUUUGCAUUGUUUCCCCCCCAAUUUUAAUAAUCCAUAAUGUUCCUUGAGGAAUAUCAGUUUUACAUUAUGCAAAUUUUAUUGAAAUACAUUCAGAUUUGGUGUAUAAUUUUGUACAAUGUUAUUGUACAAAUAUAAAGGGCAUAAUAUGAUACAUUUAUAUACAUAUAUAUGGAAUCUUACGAUUUACAAUGGUAUCAUACGAGAAUUGGCGUUAAGGUGGUGCAGAGUUAUUUAGGUCAUAUUUACUCAUUACCUUGUUAAGUUUUUAUUUCAAUGUAUACCAGGUAUGUUUCGGGAUAUAUCGUAUUAAAGUGAGUACUUAAAUGCACAUGGUAAAAUAUGGAUUCAGAUUUGAUAUACAGAUUUUUCGUUGUUGAAAUGUUUGAGCGAGUAUCAUGAAACUGGAUUUAUUUCAGUUUCUGUCAUGCAGAGAUCGGAAAUGACAUCCAUUUUCCUUAUUCGUUGCUCCAUAGAAGCCACUAUGUGUAUUCCAUUCUGUCUUUGCUGUAUAACUUUUGUAUGCAAGUUUACGACUUGAAAGUGCUAUUAUAUUGUAUUAACCCACAGGGAAGGGAUCUGUAUAUUCAAUGUGUUUGUGUGAAAUUGAACGCAAUUUUGAAUUUGCACCAGGCUGUGGUACUGUAAAUCACUUACUUUAUUUCCAAGCCUCUUAGAUUUAUCAGCAAGACAUUAUUUUCUGCAAAUAUUCAGUUUGUUGAUCACUGAAGAUAAAAUGUUUACAUGUGUUUAAAGAGUUUAAUAUUUACGAGAACCAUAUUUUCAUGUCAUUGUAAAUCCCACAAAUUUAUUUGAAAACAUAGUUCUCACAAAUAAAGUAAUUUACAGUAUUUGUCACAGCAUUUUCUCAUUUCAUUUGCACAUUAGAUAGAAAAACAAAUUUAGAAGAGAAAAGAAAAUAUUCAGUGUCGCACAGAUGUUUUUCACAUAUAUAUGUGGAUCCUUUAUCAGAAAUUUUGCAAUGCAGUACUCAUAGUCUGCAACAAUUCAGUUUACAUUUCUAAGCUUUAUUUUUAUAGUGUAGACUUGUAUGCUUAUCCUCCUAUAUGUGCACGCAUAGGCAUUAGAGUUUGUGAUGGUGACUAAUUUUAAAUUAGUUACUCAACUUCCAUAUAGCUUCCAGUUCAUUGCAAUUUAAAAAAACAAAAGGAGAGAAGAAAAAAAACAAGACAGUGACCUCAACAAUAUUUUGAGAUAUCAGUAAUUUUUAUACCAUAUGCAAGUAUCAAGAAUUUGUUUAUUAUUAAAUGUAGUAUAGUUUUAUUUGAGUGCCGGUAUUUUCUAUGAAUUUUAAUAUUUCUUCUAUUUCUAAAGAUGUUCUGAAAAAUUUUGAUAAUCUGUGAGGAAAUAUUUCAUUUGUCCUUGAGUUUUUGUCUGGAAUUGAAAUAUUUAAAUGUGUUGCCAAACAUUGCUGGUGCAAAGACAUGCAUUGAGAAAAAUGGUUAACUGUAUUAAAAAAACAAUGAAACGAGUGGAAUGUUUUAUUUAGAGCUUUAUUAUCUUGAAUAAAUAAGACCUUUCUUGUAAA
Messenger RNA from Ostrea edulis (European flat oyster), 3429 nucleotides. RefSeq names its product protein phosphatase inhibitor 2-like. The record is from RefSeq and is a predicted model, not a curated record. The coding region runs from base 347 to 910 and encodes 187 amino acids. The transcript has 4 exons. Gene Ontology annotation, biological process: regulation of signal transduction. Gene Ontology annotation, molecular function: protein phosphatase inhibitor activity. NCBI's taxonomy places the organism in Eukaryota, Metazoa, Mollusca, Bivalvia, Ostreida, Ostreidae.